Punica granatum (pomegranate) is the source of this 1387-nucleotide messenger RNA. The record is from RefSeq and is a predicted model, not a curated record. NCBI's taxonomy places the organism in Eukaryota, Viridiplantae, Streptophyta, Magnoliopsida, Myrtales, Lythraceae.
AUGAAGAAAUCCGGACGAGCCGUCUCCGUUCGCAACUUCAAUUCGUCCUCUCCAUAUUCCGAUUCGGACUCUGAGUCCGAGUCCGGGUCCGAAUCGUCGUCUUUAGAUUCCUAUUCCCGUGGCUAUUCUGACUCGUCCUCCUUAAGUCCCAAUUUUGACUCUGGCUCCGACCCUGUGUCCCCGUCAUCAGAUUCCUAUUCUGAUCACUAUUCCGACUCCGGCUUUUAUCCCUGGUCACCGUAUUCAGAUUCCAAUUUGUAUCGGUCUUCCAACUCGUCCUCUUCAUAUUCCCAUCUCAACUCUGAUACCAACUCCGAGUCACCGUCGUCACAUCCCUAUUCCGAUUUAUCCCCUUCAGGUACUGGCUCCGAGUCAUCUUUAGAUUCCUAUGGCAGGUUAUCCUUUUCAGAUCCUGACUCGGAUUCCAAGCUCCACUUGGGACAACAUGCUGCCAAGCGCAAUGACAAUCAAGUUUCUCAUAUAAAGCGUGAGUGUAGGAACAAGCGCAAGGCAGAAGAAAGUUCCUGGGAGCUGCACACUUUGAAACGGGGCAAGGAUGGAUUGCAAACCGCAGGCCAACAAAGCACGAAAUUGACGGAUGGCAGUACCGACUCUAGGGGACCAUCAGAUAGCUUCUGCAGAAUCUGUAUGGAGGAGAAAGAGGCAGAUGAGAUGUUUAUUGUAAGCACGGCAUGCUCCCACUCCUUCUGCUCCAUCUGCAUAAUAAAGCACGUCUCCAACAAGAUCAAAGAGAACUUAGAGACGGUCUGCUGCCCUGGCAAUGGAUGUAAGAAUGUGGUGGAGAUUGAUAGUUGUGGAAGGAUUCUUCCAUCGGAGGUUCUGUCCCAUUGGGAAAAGUUGCUGUGUGAGGCUACAAUCCCCGAACACCAGAAGUACUACUGUCCAUUCCGGGACUGCUCAGUGAUGUUGGUCAACGACACUGAAGAGCUUAUUCGACGGUCGGAGUGCCCGUACUGCCACAGGAUGUUCUGCACUCAGUGUCGCAUGCCAUGGCACGAGGGAGGAGAGUGCAACAGAUUGAGGAAGCUGACUAAGGAUGAGCACCACACUUCUACAGAGCAUGAGAUAAAGGGACGGAGGUGCCCUAGAUGCAACUUCUACUUGGAGAGAAAGUCGGGUCGCUGUCACAUGAAAUGCAGGUGUAACUUCAGAUUCUGCUGCAAUUGUGGAGCGACAUGGACCGAUUGUUGCUGUAAGAAAAAAUAAAUAGGAAGUUGAGGUCAAGUAACUGCUGGCUCUGUUAUUGUUAUCUUUUCGAGCUGGAGAUGCAGUCAAGUGUACGUACAAGCAGUGGACGUCUCACAGAAACAAAAUGUGACUAGAGAUUCAGUGACUUAAUUAAAGAAACUCCGUUUUGAGUUUUUUA